AACCGGGGCGGGCCAUUCUCCACUAUCAAGGCUGUUUUGUCUGUGCGCUCGUCGGCGUCAUCCCUGGGCGGGACAGGGCGGGGAGAGAGCGAGGCGCGCAUUGUGCCAAGGGCGCCCCAAUCUCGCGCGCCAUCGCGCCAUCGCCGCCUUGGAGGGAUCGGCGCCAGGUCUUUAGAGGUACUGUAGAGCUAGAACUCGCGGCCGUGCAUGCGCAGGGAAGGGAUUCCAGCUCGAAAUAUCGGCAAUGCGGCACGAUCUAGGCGGGGUGUAGAUCCGGAAGCGAGGGAUUAUGGCGGUGUCGGCGUUUAGAUCCACGACGCGGAGGGAAUUUCAAGAAAACCAGGGCCAGGGUCAUAGAAGGGGGAGCAGCCACUCGGAAUCGGGGUCCGUGCUGGACAGCACUAGCAACUAUCAGGAUGCGUCGUCUCAGAGGGAUUCGGACCAGGAGAGCUACGAGCCCGGGCCUUACAAUCGCCAUCUUGCCAGUGACUCAGAGAGUGAAGCUUCGAGUAUCAUCGAUAGGUUCCGGCAGACGGAGAUAAGUCGCAAUGCCGCCACCAUUCCACGGUUCCAGCAAAGUACUGCAAGCGCACGAGGGAGGCAGAGAAGUAUAGAGCCCAGCCGGAGGAGUGACUCGAGAGGUCCGGAAGUGAGGCGUAGAAGCGAAUCGCAAGAGCCUGGUCUCAGGCGGCAAAGUAGCGACUUUUCAAGGCCCAGGAGGAGUGAGUCGCAGGAGCCUGGUCUUCGGCGGCAGAGCGUGGAACCAUUGGGUGGCAGGCAAAGUUCCAGCGAAUUACUGCUAAAUAGUAGUGACUCCGGAGUCUACACACGAGGUCGGGAGACAAGUUUGAGCCGGCAAGGAAGAAGCCAAUCCAAGGAACCAAGCAUUAGACGCGAGUCACAGGAGCCCCGGCAAGGCAGGAGCAGCUCGAAAGAACCCGGUGCGAGGAGCGGAAGAAACGAGGAACGUGACAGAAGCACCUCGAAAGAACCCGGUGCAAGGAACGGAAGAAACGAGCUACGUGAACUUGCGGGGAACAGGGAUGAGGAAGACGAGUCAGAACGACGAGGCAGAAGUUCUCAAAGAGCAGGCAUUGUUUUUACAUCCAGGAGUACAUCCCAAGAGCCAAGGAGGAGCAGUUCCUCAAAGGAGCCUAUCGGUAGGUACAGGAGAAGUGAGUCGCAAGGCCCGGGGCAUCGAGGCGGCACUGCUGGGGAACACCCUGGAACUGACAUCCAAACCGAGGAAAGAACAAUCAGAGCUGUGCAUGCACAAUUGAAGCCAAUGGAUCCCCCGGCUGGAGAUGUCGAUGAAGCCGACCUCUAUGGGAUAAUGCGUGAAGAAGUCCGCAAAGCUGUAGCCGAUCUUAAGGCGGAAAUCGAACAGUCUUUAGAGAAGGAUAUGCUAACGCUGGUUGCAUCGAAAGGGGAUGUAGCGGAGUCAGACGUUCGACAAAAGUAUGCAGAAAAAUUGGAGCAGUCGGAGAUCAGAACUCAGGAGCUACUGUCACAACUUGCUAAAGAAGAAGAAACGCGUCAUGAACUUGCCAAACUAGUCAAAGGCAGACCUUCACAUGAUAAGCCCGCCGAGCAGCCAAAACGUAAAACUAGAAGGGGUGUUGAAGAAAGAGCAACUAUAUCGAAGGCCCUUGACGAAGAAGCACAAAAGUACUUUGAAGAGUUUGCUUCUAUUUCGACGUCCGAAACAGAAGAAUCACUGGAUGGAAGACCGUCGAAGUCGGGAAAGAGGCUUGUUGCUCAAAGUUCCAGGAAUGCCACAAGCCACAGGAAAUCGCCGUCAAGAAAGCAGGUGCCUAGCCGAAGUGAGGAGUUUCCUCGGUGGAAAACAGGGGCAGUGGCAGUAAAUACAGAUGGCGUAGUGACCCCUUGGUUGGAUUGGGAAACAGAUUCGGCAGAUGUACGUUCAUUUCGGGUACUUGGUGGUGUACUGACGCAACUUUUGGACUUCCAGGCAACUGCAACUGCUAUAUCAGAUUUUAACUGGGACUCACUAGGUCCGUCUUCAAGUCUAGCUGACUUUGACAGCGUUCGUGUAUCCGAGGAGCCCGCGCUACAGAGAAUACGAUUUGAGGGAAGGAUAGGAGCAGGCAGGAUACAUCUUUGCAGGACUGAAUUUUGAAACGUGAGACCAGUGGCUUAGGCAUUGGUCCCGAAAUAAGCUCGUCAAAAAUAUUUCUUAUAUGAUGAUUC
Messenger RNA from Selaginella moellendorffii, 2211 nucleotides. Its product is annotated as serine/arginine repetitive matrix protein 5-like. Lineage: Eukaryota; Viridiplantae; Streptophyta; Lycopodiopsida; Selaginellales; Selaginellaceae. Bases 290 to 2140 code for a protein of 616 amino acids. The transcript has 6 exons. The record is from RefSeq and is a predicted model, not a curated record.